UUCUAUCAUUCUCCCCCUCAUUUUACGGAUCUUCGGCGAGAUUCAAGUCAAUGGCGAGUGCAAUGUCAGGCCAGUCGCCGGCGUCGGCGGCGGCAUUAGCAGCAGCCGCAGUGUUGGUCUUGACGGUGGCGCUGAUUUUGGCCGGUGGGGUGGAGGCGAAAUCGAAGCAGAAGACAUGCGACAAAGGGUGGGAGUGCAAGGGCUCGAUAUACUGUUGUAACGAGACGAUCUCCGAUUUCUUCCAGGUGUACCAGUUCGAGAAUCUCUUCUCUAAGCGCAAUAGCCCCAUAGCACACGCCGUUGGAUUUUGGGACUACCACUCCUUCAUCGUCGCCUCUUCCGAGUACCAGCCCCUCGGCUUCGGCACCACUGGGGGCAAGGAGAUGGGAAUGAAGGAGGUGGCAGCAUUCCUCGGCCACGUUGGCAGCAAGACUUCUUGUGGUUAUGGUGUCGCAACCGGCGGCCCGCUUGCAUGGGGGCUCUGUUAUAACCAUGAGAUGAGCCCAAGCCAAUCCUACUGCAGCCAAGACUACCUUUAUCCCUGCACUCCUGGAGUUGAUUAUUUUGGUCGAGGUGCUCUACCUGUCUACUGGAACUACAACUAUGGUAUCAUUGGUGAUGGGAUGAAAGUUGAUCUUCUAAACCACCCAGAGUACUUGGAACAGAAUGCUACUCUGGCCUUCCAAUCUGCCAUGUGGAGGUGGAUGAAUCCAAUGAAGAAGAAGCAACCAUCAGCUCAUGAUGUCUUCGUCGGGAAUUGGAAGCCGACGAAGAACGACACUCUGUCUAAAAGGCUACCUGGCUUUGGGGCUACCAUGAAUGUUCUUUAUGGAGAUCAGAUCUGCGGCCAGGGAUUUGUUGAUUCCAUGAACAACAUCAUAUCCCACUUCCAAUAUUACCUUGAUUUGAUGGGCGUCGGUAGACAGAGCUCUGGAGACAAUUUAGACUGCGCCGAACAGGAGCCCUUCAACCCAUCUUACCAUGCUGCUUCUACAUAGAACCCUUUUAUGCUUAAGAAAGUUCAUUAAUGUUUCGUUUGGGAUGACUUUUUAACUGCUUCAUAAAAUAUUUUUUUUAAUAUAAAUUUUUAAUUUUUAUACUAAAAAGUUGCUUUACGAAGCAGUAAAAAAAUUAUCUCAAAUAAAAUCUAAGUUUAUCCGGUUGUAGUGUUCUGUAUGUUGUGAGCUGGGACGCAUUUCAAAUUGUUGGUCGAUUAUUGUUAUUUGUUAUAAUUAUUUUUGUUUCCACGAUCAUCAAUCUGUAACUCGUUUUCCGUUUUUCUUUGUUAGGAAAAGUUGUAUGCUUUGUGUUAAUUGAAUAAAUUGAAAUGUGAAGUUGGGUUAUUCA
Dendrobium catenatum is the source of this 1347-nucleotide messenger RNA. RefSeq names its product chitinase-like protein 1. Gene Ontology annotation, biological process: carbohydrate metabolic process; chitin catabolic process; cell wall macromolecule catabolic process. The record is from RefSeq and is a predicted model, not a curated record. Bases 51 to 998 code for a protein of 315 amino acids. The transcript has 3 exons. Lineage: Eukaryota; Viridiplantae; Streptophyta; Magnoliopsida; Asparagales; Orchidaceae. Gene Ontology annotation, molecular function: chitinase activity.